Molecule: messenger RNA, 1172 nt
Organism: Beta vulgaris subsp. vulgaris (sugar beet)
Lineage: Eukaryota; Viridiplantae; Streptophyta; Magnoliopsida; Caryophyllales; Amaranthaceae
Exons: 2
Coding region: 615-980 (121 amino acids)
Source: RefSeq, a predicted model, not a curated record
CAAGAGUGGGACACCUUAAAGUAUUCGGAUGCAUCGCAUAUGCCCGCAUCCAAAAAAAAAUCGCGAAAAGCUUGGCGAAAAAGGAGAAAAAUGUAUCUCUAUUGGAUAUAAUUACGAAUAUAAAGGACAUCGUCUCUUUUAUACCAAAUCCAAGAACUUAAUCAUCUUAAGAUAUGUUAUUUUCGAUCGAGGAGCACAAUGGACGUGGACGAAGAAGGAAUCUCAACCAUGUGAAGGAGAUUUUUUCUUCCACUAAACUCAAGAGAAGAUGAAGGUCCAAAUCAUCCAGCAACGUAAUCAUCCUCCAGUCCAUCACUCCAUCAUAUCUGAGAUAUCCACACUAGAAUUAAAAAAUUAAGGGGCUGCGGUUAUGUGAAAAAACGCAGUUCUUAAUAUUAAGGGUUGUGGAAGCAAACAACGGCAGCCUUUUUGUUUUGUUUAUAAUUAUUUGCGGAUCUCUCAGUCUCCAUCUCUCACUCUCACCUCUCUCAGCCCUAAUCUUUUCAAAAAUUUCAAUGAUUCUUCUACUUCCUCCGAUUCGCUCUUACCCUUGCCCUAAUUCUUUCAAGCUUUCGAUAAUGAUUGGCCUUGCGACUUCGAUUUGAGGCCCGAAUAUGCCAUCAAUUGCCAAUUCGCUGAAAUUUCUGGUCCCUGUUCCUUCCGCCUUCUCCAGCCGUCAACCUCCGUUGGUGCUGGUGUUGCUUCAGUUGUUGCCGUUGAUUUACUCCAGUGGUGUUCGCGGAUGCCGCCGCUCUAUGAGAAAAAAUUUUGCAAUACGAAGCUCUGAAACCACAACAAAUCCUCAGCGACUGUAUUACAAGUGUGAUACAUACAACAAUUUCAGAUGGUGCAAAGGAAGUGUGGAGCACAAUCUGAACAACCAACAUGAAUCUCCACUAUGCAGAGAAGAAGGAGAUAGUUCAAAGAAGAAGAAGAUGAAGGAAGAGCUUAAGCACUUGAAGAAAAAACUGAAGCAAUAAUAGAAACUAGUAAAUGCAACAAUAAAAGUAGGAGUACUCAUGUUUGUAGUUGUAAUAUUUGUAAUAUUUAAGUGAAAUAUUGUAAUUGGUGCAAAAUACCAAACGUAAUAUUGUUUACCACAAAUUAGCAUGUGUUAACUGCUGUAGCAUCGACUGAAAACCUAAUGUAGCAAAAAAUCACCAUUUGAAGUA